This is a messenger RNA of Melozone crissalis (California towhee), 672 nucleotides long. RefSeq names its product coiled-coil domain containing 70 (gene CCDC70). The record is from RefSeq and is a predicted model, not a curated record. NCBI's taxonomy places the organism in Eukaryota, Metazoa, Chordata, Aves, Passeriformes, Passerellidae.
UUUAACCACUGGAAGGAGAAUCUGGUCUUUCAAGAAGACAAUCAAAAUUUUCGGCAAAAAGAACAAAGUUUUCGUAUUGAGAACAAAGUCUACUAUUAGGAGAAUCUAAGUGUCCGCAGAUAGAACAAAGUCCUUUGGGAACAGAAUAAAAUCCUUCAAAGGAAGCAUAAGGACUCUUCAGAGGAAACAAAGAACCUUGAGAAACAGCAAAAGGCUCGCCAACAAAAUAAAGCCCUCAGAGAAGAGAUUAAGUCUCUCAAAGGAUAUGAAUGAGCAUUUGCAUUGAAAGAAAAAGCUCUUCACAAUGAGAUUUUAGCUUUCUGAGAAAAACACAAAGCCUUCAAGGACCAGCUUAGAGCUCUUCAAGAGGACAACAAAGCCAUUCAGUUGGAGGAAAAAGCUGUUUGUGAAGAAAAAUUCUCCUCUCUCAGUGAGCAGAAAUUUGCUCUGCAAGAAGGGAAUAUGCCCCUUCAUAAGAAAAAGGCCCUAGGAGGUUAGGAGAAAGCUCUCCAAGAACAGCACAGAGACCGCUAUGAAUGGAAUAAGAUACUUCAAGAGAAGGAACAAUGUAAUAUAAGUGAAGAACCAGGUGCUUUGGGAGAUUUUGCAGCAGGACUGAAGAGUUUAGAAAAAAACAGUAUUUUUUGUUGUCGCCCAAACAUCCACAAGUAG